AUGGAGAACUCCAGCAUUGUUGGAUGGGAAUAUUAUUAUGGCUAUGAAGAUCCAGUCAUUGUGGACGCCAGCAAGUUGAAAUAUAACAGAUAUUCGAUCGUUAUUGCCUUUUGGAUCACUCUGGCUGCCUUCGUGGGAGUCCUCUUCCUCACCUUGAAUCUCAUGUCAAACGGUGGGCGAACAGCGUGGUGA
Molecule: messenger RNA, 192 nt
Organism: Nerophis lumbriciformis (worm pipefish)
Lineage: Eukaryota; Metazoa; Chordata; Actinopteri; Syngnathiformes; Syngnathidae
Source: RefSeq, a predicted model, not a curated record